CUGUAUUCAUGUCAAUCUUCAGAAUAAAAAAGGCAUCUGUUAGGCUGCUGAGGCUCUAGUGCCUGCCUUGCAAGGUAUAGUGCACCAGCCCCAGGUGAGCACUUCCUGACCUGAAAGCUGGAAGUGCUGUGGCAGGCUGUGCAGCUUUGGAGUACUCUUCUGUAUUUCCCCACAGUCACUUUCCUUGUUGGCAAUAAAUGCAUUUUGAAUUGACUUUUCAGUUCCUCAGCACACAGCCUGUGAGGGCCACUGCCAUAAGGUAGCACUGAGAUCUGUAGUCUGCUAGGGGUUGGAAGGAUAAGACAUAUUUACGUGGCUCUUGGAAGUGCCCUGGCUUACAGUAAAGAAUGAGAUUGGGAGAGUAUCACUGUGGAGGGACAGGAAUAGGAUUGCCCCUGUAUUCCUGUGAUGCUGUUGGACACCUGAGUUUCAGAUGGUGCUGAAGUGAAGAGCUGUAAUUGUGUGGGGAUAAGGCCGUUUUUAGUGCCUGUAUGUUACCAGCACACAUCUCCCUGUGUGUCUGGAGAGGGCUGACCUGCUGAAGUCCUUCUACCUUGGCUUUCUUUGCUUUUCCCUUCCUGAGGCCUUUGGCUCUGGAGGGACAGUGUGGUCCUGCACCCUGUCCUUCAGACCCCUCUGCAGUGCAAUGGUCUGUGGUGACCAAAAGGUUAGAGAGAACUGAGGGCUGAGAGUAUGAUAUGGCAUUAAAGAAUUAAUGGCUACCGAGCAAUAAUUACCAUAAAUUAUGCAGACUAAGUCCAGAUCUAGGAACAGUUUUACUUCUUUCAUUCCAAGCCAAUCAUGGCUUAUGCUGACAGCACACCUGGAAAUGAGGUAACUGAGUAAUCUGCCCACAUUGUUCAGAUCUGCUGGGGCUUGGGCACAGACUUAGUAUGUGUUUUCCCUGCUCCUGGGCAACCUUUGUUCUCCUGCAGCCAGGAAGUCUCCCUGAUGGGAUAAGACAAGGUGCUUGUGUUCCUUUCUUGAGAAGGACGCUGUUAAUUCACCUGUGCUGUGACUUCCCUAUGAAAUUCCCUUUCCAGAUGAGAAAAUUUCACUGUCAUUGCAGUAUGAGAUGGAAACACUUCCAGUGCUGCCUGAACAUGUUAUUUAGGUCAGUUGCAAGAAGGAUGGCAACAUGAAUCAGAGGAGUUGGAAGAGAAAGAAAGUCAUUAGACAGCACCUUGACAUCCCCUGCCAAAGCGGGGAUUUUCUCUGCUGACGCAGAAGCCUGGCUGGAGCACACAUUCAUUGUCUUGUGCUCUUGGUACAGUCCUGUGGCUGGGGAGCUGGCAAUGAACCAGCAGGCUGCAAAGACAAACCUUGCCUUUGCCCCUCUGUAUCAGCACCUAGAUCCUGGUGGGUGAAUAAAAUAAUCUCUGAAAGAGAGAUAACAAAGUCUCCUCCUUAUCGCUCUGGAAAACAAGAUCAGGAUCAUUGGCCUGGCUGCCUCCAUUUUGGCUGAAUGAGCCUCCAGAAGGGGGUUUUACACAGGCACAUUCAUCGUGUUGUUGUAACCUUGACCAGAGCAGCUCAGAGGGUGUUCCCAUCCCAGUAAAAUGGGCGUGUGGUGCCCAGUGCACUACAGCAGCUCCGGGAGAAUCCAGCAGAGCCAAUGGCCUCAGUGUGCUGGGCCAGCUUUGGCUUGGAGGGCUGUCAGUGAUGGUGGGAAACCCCUGAAAAUAUCCCACCGGCAGAGCUCUGCCAGGCACUCCGUUUCCCUUCCCAAAGGAAGUAGCCUGAAUUUACCCAGUGCUCUGUGGAGACCUGUAGGCUAAAACAAAUUAUUUUUACACUGUAGGAAACAUUGAGACCAACCUUAACUGAUGAAGCAAUUUGCCAGCUUUUAGCCUCAAGGUCCCUAGUCCCUCAGGGCUUUCCAGCAUAAGGCUUGGGUCGGUUUCCCAGAAAGAGUCUCUUGGAUAUAUGCUGUUGGCUCAUUACUAGCUAUUUUAUUUUUCCAAGAGCCAGCUCUCCUUAGCUUCGUUCUCACAGCAUUGUUUUCUUUCUAGAAGAAGCUUUUGCUGGCUCUCCUAAACUAUUGCAUGGGAAUUGCUUACUAGCUUACAUUUUUUUUGUUUGUUUUGACCCAAAGCUGUGCUUUGCUCCCCUCUGUAACACUGCCAGCAUAAUUUCCAGUCUCUUUUAAGCAUAUGUUUUGCAAUAAUAUCUAAAGUCUUGGCUCCAAGUAACUGCCUUACAGAGAGAUUAGUAUCUUCUAACGAAGGAAUUGAGAGGCAAAUAGUGAGAACAAAAGCAAUAUCUUGAGAGCCUGUAAGACUAUCCUGACCUUUCCCAAAGGCCUCAGCCUGGCCCUCAGUGUUCAGCAGAUGGCAGAAAUCAGGGUGUACUUUGAUUUGUAGAGGCCUCUGCCUUGCUGCUGUGUUUGCGGGAAAUGUGCUCAGCACAUUGUGGCCAUCUGGGCUUGACUGUACUAUUCUGAUAAUCCCCAGGGAGCCUUCUCCAGCAAAGCUCAUCCCUGAUGGAAGUCCUCUUUGGCUGACCUUGUAGAAGGCUAGUACUAGCAGCGUGGAUUUUUGAGAUUUGACAGCAGCGUUCCUUAUAGGAAGAAAAGGGGCUUGGGAAAUGCUUUGUCCUGGCCAGGAAGGAACAUGCCACUCACCAGGAGGUGAAGGAGGGCCUCAGACCGGCACCAUGACGGAGUGCUUCGACUGUGACAACUGCAAGGAGUCCCUGUAUGGGCGCAAGUACAUCCAGAUGGACAAUGGCCCCUACUGCAUCCCCUGCUACGACGCGCACUUCGCCAACACCUGCGACGAGUGCAAGGAGCUGAUCGGCCACGACUGCAGGGAGCUGUACUAUGAGGACCGCCAUUACCACGAGCACUGCUUCCGUUGCUUCCGCUGCGACCGCUCUCUGGCUGAUGAGCCCUUCACCUGCCAGGGCAAGGAGCUGCUGUGCAACGACUGCUACUGCAGCGAGUUCUCCUCCAAAUGUAUCGCUUGUGAGAAGACCGUCAUGCCAGGCUCCCGUAAGCUGGAGUACAAUGGACAGACCUGGCAUGAGCAUUGCUUCAUAUGCAGCAGCUGCCAGCAGCCCAUAGGGUCACGGUCCUUCAUCCCAGACAAGAAGGAUUAUUACUGUGUCCCCUGCUACGAGAGCAAGUUCGCUCCUCGCUGCACUCGAUGCAAAAAGACCCUCACCAAGGGAGGAGUGACCUACCGGGAUGAGCCCUGGCACAAGGAGUGCUUUGUCUGCACGGGCUGCAAGACCCCCUUGGCUGGGCAGCAGUUCACCUCCCAGGAUGACAACCCAUACUGCAUCAAGUGCUUUGGGAACCUCUAUGCCAAGAAGUGCAGUGCGUGCACAAAGCCCAUCACAGGCUUUGGUGGUGGCAAAUACGUCUCCUUUGAGGACCGUCACUGGCACCACAACUGCUUCAACUGCGCCCGCUGCAGCACCUCGCUGGUGGGGAAAGGCUUCAUCCCUGACAACGAUGAGAUCCUGUGCCGUGACUGCAGCAAUGACCUAUGAGCCCCCGAGGACACCACGGAGCAGGGGCUUCCUCUACUCUUCAGGGCCUUUGUGCCACAUUCCCCAGCAGCAUUUCAGGGGCAGAGCACAAGGCACAGGAGAUGGGAGCUGACCCCGAACCGUGGUGUCUUCAGAGGGUUCCUGUGCCCCCUCCCUGAAGGCUAGAGUAUGCUGUGCUAUGGCUCUGUGCAGUCAAAGCUAAAUAAAGCUGAAAAAGGAGCUUCAAGACCCCCCAUUAUUUACUCUUUCUUUUCGCUUCCAGUCUAACCAGGCAUGAGCCCAGGCCCCAGCUGAGCAAAGGGCAGGAGUGGCUUCAGCACUGGGAUCUGCACGCUGGCAAGCAUGUAUUCACCCUCUGGCACAGUGCUGACUUCUCUUCUUUCUCCAUGUGCUUCCCUCUUGCUAGGUGACACAAGGCAGUGUCUCGGGGCCAUGCAGCUUGGCCUGUGUCACAGCUGGCUUUGCACAGCCUUCCUGUAAGCACAGCUGGCCCGGGCAUGAAGGGCAUGUCUUCUGUUCUGGAGGUUUGGGGACACCAGGCUGGAAUGUGGCCAGGAGAAGAGCAUACAUCCUGACAGAUGGGAUCCACCUCUGGAAUUCUGCAGUACCUCAGUCUUUGCAGGCCAGACCCUUUGCUCAGCACCUCCAUGGAGGUGCUCUCUUAGCAGUGAAUGAGGAGUUCAAGUCACUUGUAUGUAUGGGGCAUUCUGCCCACCCACACCUACCCUUCCCAUCUGCCUGUGCUGUGACCUCCCAUGGCUGGGGUGGCUGAGCUGGAGCUGGGAGGGCUGGCCUGCUGAUGCUCAGAUGCAUCUGGCUGAGCCCUAGAGAAGAGCGUGCUGAAGGCUGAGAGCACUCAGGACUUUACUCCUCCAUCCCUCUCAUGAGGAUCCAUGGGAUGGGCACUGCUAUACAGAGCUCAGCUGCCAGCAGCACUGGGAACACCAGAGACCUCCAUUAAUUCAGGGAAGGGAGCAUUGGCCACAGAUUGUGCCUGUGAUUAGUAGCUGCUGGGAGGGUCUGCAAGAGCACAGGGCUCCAGCAUAGAGAGCAGCUGAGGGGGCAGCAGGAUGUCCACAAUCUGCUCCUCCAGGGCUGCCUGUGUCCCCAGUGGCAGGCAGGGAGUGGUGGCUCCUUCCAGCCACACUCGUCCAUCUCUGUGUCCCAAACAAGAAGCAAAGCAAAGAUGGCACCUGUUGGGGGGGACUUUGCAUUGCCCAGGUCCCAGCUGGCCUUAACUGCAAAACAGGGUGUCUUGAGCCAUCCCAGACUCACAUGAGGCCUUGAGCAAUCCUUACCCAAUGGCUGAGCUGGCCCUGGGCUAAGUCCCCUCUCAGUGGGAUGCUCAUGCCUGCCUUACCUCUACAUCCUUCUGCUUCUGUCUUGCUGGGGCACUUUCGCCAGCCCUGCUUUACUGCUUAGUCAGCCAUCUGCUUUUCUGAAAACCUGUUCUUGUGGCUUUUUUCCCCCUUUUGUACUCAUUCAUCAUGAAUAUCCAUCAUUUUGUACACAACUACAGGAUGAAGGGGCAAGCCCCCCACCCGGGCUUCACUUAGGAACAGAAAAUGUUAUGCAUGUUGAAGUGUUAUUACUCUGUGUUCAGAUCCUUGUUGAAUCCUUGUUUGGAAGCUUUGAUGACAGCAAAUCAGAGUUUGUGUGUUUGCUAUUAUGAGAGGAUCUCGGAGCCAUCUCCAGAAGGAAUUGUCCUAAACCUCAGCGUCCUCUGUAUUUCCUACAGCUUUAUACAAUAAACUGUUUUCGUGACA
Molecule: messenger RNA, 5261 nt
Organism: Sturnus vulgaris (Common starling)
Lineage: Eukaryota; Metazoa; Chordata; Aves; Passeriformes; Sturnidae
Source: RefSeq, a predicted model, not a curated record